Molecule: messenger RNA, 1099 nt
Organism: Dioscorea cayenensis subsp. rotundata (Guinea yam)
Lineage: Eukaryota; Viridiplantae; Streptophyta; Magnoliopsida; Dioscoreales; Dioscoreaceae
Product: chorismate mutase 2
Exons: 6
Coding region: 106-948 (280 amino acids)
Biological process (GO): aromatic amino acid biosynthetic process; chorismate metabolic process
Cellular component (GO): cytoplasm
Molecular function (GO): chorismate mutase activity
Source: RefSeq, a predicted model, not a curated record
AAAAAAAUCAAAAAUUCGAAAUCAGAGCCUUUCUUUCCUCUCUGAAACCCUCGAUCGAAGUCAGACCCCGAAGAACCCUAAAAAGCAUCGAAGAAAAAGUCUUCAAUGGCGUACCAAAUCCUCCAUAAGAACUCCUCCAGACCUUUGCCGGAGUCCUCUUGCUGUGAUGAUCCAUUGAAGACGCUGUCACUUGAAUUAGUGAGAGAUACUCUUGUUCGGAUUGAGGAUUCGAUUGUUUUUGCCCUCAUUGAGAGGGCUAGAUUUCCUCUGAAUUCCCAUGCGUAUGAUGCUUCGUAUUUGGGGAAUCAUAGAGGGCAUGGAGAGAGAUCCAUUGCUGAGGUUUUCGUUAGAGAAACUGAGGUUAUCGAGGCAAAGCUUGGACGGUAUCAAAACCCAGAAGAAAUACCCUUUUUCGCUGAUGACCUGGCAUCUCCAUUUGUGCCAGCUUUUAACUACACUCAGGUUUUGUACCCAGCAGCUGCAUCAGUUAAUGUGAGCAAGGACAUCUGGGACAUGUAUUUCAAAAAACUACUUCCGUUGAUUGCUUCAGAGGGUGAUGAUGGUGAUUAUGUAUCGGCAGCAGCUGCCGAUCUCGUGUGUUUGCAGGUGCUCUCCCGCAGAAUCCAUUAUGGAAGGCAGGUGGCUGAAGUGAAAUUUAGUGAUGCUCCACAAGAUUAUAGUCCUGCAAUUCGAGCUAAGGAUAGGAACUUUUUGAUGAAGUUGUUAACCUUUGAGAGUGUUGAAGAAAUGGUCAAGAAAAGGGUGGAGAAGAAGGCCAAGGUGUUCGGGCAGGAUGUGACCUUAAAUGACAAAAAUAAUAGCACCGAUUUUGACGGUGAGCCCAAAUGUAAGGUCGAUCCGUCAGUGGUUGGGCGACUCUACUCCGAAUGGGUGAUCCCUCUCACCAAGGUUGUUGAAGUUGAGUACCUUCUCCGCCGUCUUGAUUGAUUCUCAUGUUUACUUAUAAAACAGGCUCUCAAGAAUCAGCAAAUCAGUAUAUAUAUAUAUAUAUAUAUAUAUGUAUUCAUCCCGUUCGUUGUCAUAGCCGACAAUGUGUAGAAUUUUAUUCUUGGGAUAAUGAAAUAAAAAUACUCUUGCA